Molecule: messenger RNA, 1241 nt
Organism: Clunio marinus
Lineage: Eukaryota; Metazoa; Arthropoda; Insecta; Diptera; Chironomidae
Source: the annotation of a GenBank genome assembly
UAUUGUGUUGCUUGAUAUCUAAAAUAAGAUUUUAAAUUUUUUUGGGAUAUAAAAAGAGUUUUUUUGUGAUAUCAAAGAGAACAGAAGUGAAAUGUCGAGAAAAUCGUGAAAAUUUAAAAGCAAUGAUAUAAAUAAAAGAAAGUGAAACAAAAAAGAAUUAAAAAGAAACAUUGAAAAAAUGAAAAAAGUUCACAGAGUUUUAGUUGCAGUUUAUUUCUUCUGCAAAUACGUAAUUGCCAACGAAGUCUUUCCAUGUGGCCAAGAAGAGCUUAUUCAAUGCUCAAAACAAAUCAGAGCGUUAACAGAAACAUCAGAAUUUAAUUUCGUUGAUAACAAAGAAGAACUGGAUCGUGUUUGUCCGGAUUUGCACACCGGAUUGGAAUGCAUUCGCAGCUAUACAAGACGUUGCAUGAGUCAACAUGAAAGAGAACACUUCAGAAAGCUUUAUUUUGGCACAAACGAAAUGAUAAAAGAUUUGUGCUCGGAAGGAACGUAUCAGGAAGGCACUUUAAUUAUAAUUUUUAUUUUACCUUUGGCAGAUUUUCUACGAUACGCGCCAUGCAUGAGAAAGGUUAAGAAAGAAUACGAGAAAUGUGCGGAAUCUUACAAACACAAUAUGGAAAAAAUCAACGAGCAGAAAAGUGCAGCAAUCGCUCUAACAACAUCAACAACUACAACAACAAUGAAUCCACCGAGAAUUGUCCAAAUUAGUUUAAUGAAAAGGCAACAAUCGAGUCAAUCAAAUUUUGUGUCGCUUGAAUCAACUACAUUAAGCUCAUUGAGAAAUGGCUCUAGUGAGACAGUAGACCAAGGAGAAGUUCAAAUAAAAACUGUUUGCUGUGCCUUUCAAGAAUACAUGAAGUGCAGUGAAAAUGCCGUAGAAAAAGCAUGUGGAGCUGAAACAGCUGAGUUUACACGAAACUUUCUCGAUAAAAUGCUUUCAUCGUUGAUACGUCUACAUUGUGACGAACCUGAGAUGCGACAAUGUGAAGAAUAUUCAUCAAGCCACCAAAUAAUUUCAUCUUCGUUCAGUAUUAUGUUACUCAACAUAGCAACAGCGUUUGUCUUUCACUCGAAAUACUCGUUUAAUUAGCUUUUGUCUAGAAAAAAACUAAAAGAAUUAAGUUAAAAUUUCAAGUUAAAAAACAUGAAACACUUUAUUGUCAAUACUAAAAAAUUAAAUAUUAGUGAAAAUUAUAUUGAGAAAUGUAAACGACAUCAAUAAAAAUUUGUAAAUAAAU